Messenger RNA from Lampris incognitus (smalleye Pacific opah), 1364 nucleotides. It is a transcript of the gene nudt13, whose product is annotated as nudix (nucleoside diphosphate linked moiety X)-type motif 13. The record is from RefSeq and is a predicted model, not a curated record. Gene Ontology annotation, molecular function: hydrolase activity; metal ion binding. The transcript is spliced from 9 exons. Bases 286 to 1320 code for a protein of 344 amino acids. NCBI's taxonomy places the organism in Eukaryota, Metazoa, Chordata, Actinopteri, Lampriformes, Lampridae.
ACGAAGUAAACUCAAUAACGCAGCCGAUGCCGCGAGUCCGGGAGCGCCGUCAAAAGCAAACGCGGGCUCGCCGGUCACGAGGAACGACGAGACCGACCGGCCGCCAUUUUUGAAGUCCUCUGCGGUGACGUUUUGCCUACAAAACACCUGGGUUAGUGUGGCAACGUGCUCGCUUGGGUUUGGGCAGCGGCGCGCGAGCAGGGUCGGAGGUCAAGUGUGAGGAGUCUAACUUCAGCAAGACGUAAAGCGGACCCCCCCAAGAGCCCGAAUGUAAUUCCAGCAACCAUGCUAAGGCCGCUGAGGAUUCUCCUCUGCGCCAACAGAAGGCCUCUCUUUCGCUCUUGCUCUGCCUACGUAGCCCGGAUGAGGUAUCUCAACAAGCUAAAGGUGAAUGAUGACGCCUGCUUGGCGGCUCUGCAGACUGGAAAAGUCUUCCUCUAUCACAGGCUGGCUCCUCUGUUGCAGCGGGCAGACCAGGGCAUUUUCAAGCUGCCAGCCCUGCACACCAAAGACGUGGAAGGGAUUCUGCAGAAGCUUGGUAAAGACAGAUCGAUGGUGCGGGAGUCUGUCCUGAUCAGCUGUUCUGAGCAGAACCAGGCCCAGUUCUGCUUAGAUGUUGGGGAGUUGGACCAAGGUGCGGUGGAGGAGAUGUGUGAAGGGAAAUUUGUUGACCUGAGGAAGGCCUUCUUUGUUCUGAGAGGAGAAGAGGCCCCCCUCGUGGCCAGGGGUCAGGCUCUGCUGCGGUGGCACCAGGGGAAUGGCUUCUGCAGCGCCAGUGGUCAGCCCACCCACAGAAACCAGGCAGGAAGCCAGCGGCUCUGCCACAGCAACGGCAUCGUGUACUACCCAAAGAUGGCUCCGGUGGCGAUUGUCCUCGUGUCCGACGGGAAACGUUGUUUACUGGGGAGGCAGGCCUCCUUCCCACGGGGCAUGUACAGUGCCCUGGCCGGCUUCUGCGACAUGGGUGAGACCCUGGAGGAGACGCUGUACCGAGAGGUAGCGGAGGAGGUGGGGUUGGAGGUGGAGAGCAUCAGGUACUCCGGCUCUCAACACUGGCCCUUUCCUCAGAGCUCCUUCAUGGUGGCCUGCCAUGCCACUGUCAGCCCAGACAAGGCUGAGGUGAAUGUGGACCAUACUGAGUUGGAGGACGCUAGGUGGUUCACCUUAGAGGAGGUCACCAACGCCCUGAAGAUCAAGACUCCUCCAAGGAACCCCAAAGAGGAGACCCCCACCCUUUGGGUCCCGCCUGACUAUGCCAUAGCCAACCGCCUCAUCCAGGAGUGGGUGAAGGAUCAACAACUCAGUCUAGCAGGAAAAUAACUUUGUGCCUUUAGGCCGCAGUGUCCAACAACUGGUAAUAUUCA